Recurvomyces mirabilis is the source of this 1176-nucleotide messenger RNA. It is a transcript of the gene SLT11, whose product is annotated as Pre-mRNA-splicing factor slt11. Gene Ontology annotation, cellular component: Prp19 complex; U2-type catalytic step 2 spliceosome; U2-type catalytic step 1 spliceosome. Lineage: Eukaryota; Fungi; Ascomycota; Dothideomycetes; Mycosphaerellales; Teratosphaeriaceae. The coding region runs from base 1 to 1176 and encodes 391 amino acids. Gene Ontology annotation, molecular function: pre-mRNA binding; U6 snRNA binding. The record is from RefSeq and is a predicted model, not a curated record. The transcript has a single exon.
AUGGCGCAAAUCAAACAGGAUAUGAACCGGAGUGGAUGGGAGACCACAGACAUGCCUUCAGUCUGCGAACGAUGCCUGCCCGACAACCCAUACGUACAGAUGCUGAAGGAGGACCACGGCGCCGAGUGCAAGCUAUGCACAAGACCCUUCACUAUCUUCCGGUGGAAAGCAGACCGGACCUCCCGACAAAAGCGCACAGGCAUAUGCUUGACGUGCGCGCGACUGAAGAACUGCUGUCAGUGUUGUAUGUUGGAUCUUAGCUUCGGAUUGCCGAUCACGAUUCGUGACGCUGCUUUGAAGAUGGUUGCGCCUGGCCCACAGAGUGGUAUCAAUCGAGAGUAUUUUGCGCAGAACAACGAGCGGGAGAUCGAGGAGGGCAGAGGACUCGAGGGCUAUGAGAAGACAGAUGAGAAGGCACGAGAGUUGCUGCGGCGGCUGGCGAGUAGUGAGCCGUACUACAAGAAGCAGAGACGGCUGGAAGCGGAAGAAGCAGAGGGCCGACAGAAAUUACUGGAAGGUGGUGAGAGCUCAGAAAGCGGACAUACACCAGGACCGAUACGGACAGCAGACUCGCGGAAGUCUGCUUACGGCUCUGCAUAUGGAACACGAGGGGGUGCAGCAACGAGCAGUAGAGGUGGCAGAGGUGGUGCGCGACAAGGCCGACCAUUCCCUUCUGCGGCUGCUUUGCCUCCACAACCUCAGGACAUCCUCCCGCCAGCCGACAAGAACAUCACUUCUCUCUUCAUCACUGGCGUGGAAGACGACAUGCCCGAACACGAACUUCGCACUCACUUCACGCAGUAUGGCGCACUACGCAGCGUAGUCUGUUCGCAUCGCUCCCAUUGCGCUUUCAUGAAUUAUAUGGAGCGAUCAGGUGCUGAGGCAGCGGCUGAGGCAUGUCAAGGUAGGGCCACUGUGAAAGGCGUGCCACUAAGAGUGCAGUGGGGCAAGCCAAAGCCGUUGGACAACAUGGACCGUGAUCAGAGGAUGGAGAAUGCUAGGGCUGCACGAGGGCAGGAGCAGAGGGGUAGGAGUGCUGCUGCUGCUGGGAAGAAUAAAGCUAUUGCGGCAGCGCCAGGUGAAGAAGGUGGCGAUGAUGAUCUUGAUGGUUUGGGAGCUGUGGCGCCUCCGCCUGGAGCUGGGGACAUUGAGUAUGCUGCUAUGGCUGGCGAAUAG